Molecule: messenger RNA, 5064 nt
Organism: Bombus impatiens (common eastern bumble bee)
Lineage: Eukaryota; Metazoa; Arthropoda; Insecta; Hymenoptera; Apidae
Product: monocarboxylate transporter 2-like
Exons: 8
Coding region: 16-2943 (975 amino acids)
Biological process (GO): transmembrane transport
Molecular function (GO): monocarboxylic acid transmembrane transporter activity
Source: RefSeq, a predicted model, not a curated record
AGAACCGUUCGAGAGAUGACAGUGUGCGAGGAGGACCGGAAGAACAUGAGACACAGCAGCUCUUGGCCGGAUUGGGCGCUACAGACGGUGAAAGUGCGCGUGGAUCCGUUAUCGCGCGCCUUCACAAUUAUCCCGACGAUUCGCGAGGGUUUGCACCCGUUAUUGAAGAGCAACUGGAUCGACGAGAUCGUUUUCCUCGAUCAUGACGGCUCGACGUCCGCCGAGACGAAACGACGAUUCGUGUGCAGCACCAAGACGGUCGAACAGAAUGGCCACGGUGAAUUAGGGGAAACUUUCGAACUACGCACCCUGGUACCUGACGUUAUGAAUGAAAGUCCCGGAAAAGCUAUUGGCGAGGAUGGAAGAAGUGGCGAAUGUCAUGAAAACGAGUCAAAAUUGCCUUCGAGACUGUGGUCCAACGAAACUGCCAGAGAAUCUCACGAAGAUAAUAGAGAUAUGUCUGAGAGAAGUAAGCCAGACUUCUAUCUAGUUGACGAAGAACGUACGUCGAUACCAUACCGCCAGGAAGACAAUACGAAUAAACCAAACUUCAGAUUGGAAUCCACCGAUGAACCUUCCAAAUGUUCCACUGCACAAAACAAAUACACAGAAGAAUCAACCGAAUUGAAACACGAAGAUCUUCUACCUUUAGAAAUCAUCGUAAAAAUCGAAACAUCCAAGCAUCUACAAACAGUUCCAAUUGGAACGGAAGACAGAGAAGGCGCUCAAGGUUUGACCCAAAAAUCCAAUCCAAGAAAGACACCAACUCCUCAAAUUGAAAUAGUAGAUUACGACGAUAUAACAAGCUUCUCCCUUCUAACGGAAAGACAAAUGCAACAUGCUUGCCCGAAAUGCACUUCGGAAGGUCAGCUUCUUGAACGUGUAGACCCAUUUCGUUCGCCGGUUUCGAGCAGGAAAAAAACCGUUGGUCGGUGUCAGGAUGGGAAGCCGGAAAUGGUCCGUAAAUAUUCCGCGACGGAGGGUAAAAUGAGGAACAGCUGGCGUAGAAUAGGAGCGAGCGGUCUAAUUGGAGGCGCCAGGAAUAGGGAGAAGGAGAAGUACGCGCGGAAGAGGAAUCCGCUGUGCAGGCCGACGAACGACGUGAGGAAAGAGGCCACCCUGAGGAGGCAUUACUAUCCGGAGGGAGGCUGGGGCUACGUGAUCGUGACCUGUUCUGCGCUCGUCCAUUUCCUCGGGAUCGGUUUGCAGCUCGCGGCGCCUGGCAGCUGGCAUCUAACCGCCAAGCUAAAGUUCCAUCAGCCCGCCCUUCACAGCGCAGGGUGGCUGGGAGCAAUGUCUACGGGAGUGGCUUUACUAGUUUCACCCGUAACAAUAGCGUUCUGUCGGAGGAAAAGUAUAAGACUCACCGCGGUUUUGGGUGGCCUCGUUACAGCACUCGGUUGCCUUUUCACUUCUUUUGCCUCGCAGUUCCACCAGUUGUUCUUCAGCUACGGCACAGUUGUCGGUAUAGGGGUUGGCAUGACGAGGGACUGUAGCACGCUGAUGGUGGCGCAAUAUUUUAAAAGGAGAAGAGAACUGGUUGAGAUUUUCAUCGUAUCCGGAAGUGGCCUUGGUAUCGCUGUAAUGUCGGUUUUCAUAAAGGGAAUGAUUAGCAAAAUUGGUUGGCGCUUAGGACUUCAGGCAGUGACGGGAGUCGUUUUCUUGACAUUCAUCCUGGGUACCUUUUAUCGAAGCGCAUCCUUGUAUCAUCCACAACGUAGAGCCAUUUUACAUUUGAAAAAUCAAAAACGUAAAAUUAAAGAUAAAAACAAGACAGACGACAGACCACCGUUCUUCGACUUCAGUACGCUGAAGAGCAAAACAGUAAGAAUAUUGCUGGUGUCCACUGGAAUAUCUGCCUUUGGGAUCAACACCCCGAUAUUUUACUUGGCACAUCAGGCCGAGGAAGAAGGUCUUGGUGACACGGUGAUCCUACUUCAGGCUUACCUCGGUUUGGCCUGGACCCUCGGCUGUGUCGCCUUUGGCCUUUUAGUCGUGCAUCACAGCGUCGAAUGCAGGAUAGCGCGUCAGUAUCUUACGCAAGCGGCGAUAUUUGUAUGCGGAUUGUGCAUUUUGGCCCUCACUGCCGUUCAAGGAAAUUAUCAUGGAUAUGUGCUGUUCGCCUGGAUUUACGGCAUCUUCUGUGGUGGUUACCACUACAGUCUCAAAAUGUACACCUAUGAGAGAGUCAGAGCAAGAAAUUUCGCAAGAACGUGGGGUUUCGUACAAUGUUUCCAAGCUAUACCAAUAGCAAUUGGAGUUCCAAUUUCAGGAUACAUGAACAUUAACUACGGUGGGAAGGCUGGUUACUACUUCAGCUCGACCUGUGUUCUAGUAGGCAGUUUCACUCUUUUCUUCAUAGACCUCCACAGAAGAAAUUUAUCGAGGCAUAAACACAUAAGAUCUAACGGAACCAAGCAUCUCUGCGUUUCGGAUAAUUGUCCACAACGCCGAAAAUUGUCGUUUAGCCAGGAACCAGACAACGAUGGUCCACAUGUGGCUGCUGCAGGAGCUGCUGCGGCUGCUCUUGUGCUUGGAACUGAGAUUGCACCAAAUCCAGGCGAAUUGAUCGACGGCCUUGCCCCGGAGAAGCCAGAAUUAACGUGUAUCUCCGAGGAGGGAAUUGCGGAUAUGGAUCUUCCUGACAACAUGCUCGAGGACCUUGAUUACAUCGGAGACUGUAUAACCUCGUGCAACAAGGUCGAGAAUUAUCUAAUGCUGUCAGAAUUCGAGAACAAUCUGAUAGCUGAAAUGCCGAUUAUCACGGAUCGUCGAGGCCGAAGGUGGUCCCUGGCUCGUUCAAAGGGUGGUCAAUCGAAUUUGGAUCGAUCCCCAGGGCCUCAACCGACUAACGAAGAGACCGAUCCCAAGCCCAAGUGGCACGUGACGAAUGUGCCUCCUGCUAAUAGGGUGAUCACAGUGAUUGACGAAGCAAGCACGUAACUCGAUCACCAGAAUCCAAGAAGCUGUUAAUACUCACUGAGGAUGCUUCUGAAUGAAAUUUUACGACUUUUUUUAUGUAAAUGGAUACUUAAAUUGCUUUUUUUAAGUUUGUAAUGUAAUUUUUGUAUAUAUAUACUGUUUUAAUUACGUAAAAGAAAUUUUGAUUUACUUGCAUAAGUGAAUGUGAAUUGGAAUUGUAAACACUGAAAAUUAGUAUUUUCCGAAUUUUAUGCAAAUUGAAUUUUGGAAUAAUUCAUUAAUUGCAAUAAUACAAAAAAAGGAUAGAUAUUAUUACAUAAUUAUUGUUAUGCGAUGUGAAUGGAGGCUCGAGAAUCAAAAUCACGAAUAAAGUUUAAAAAGAUAAAAAAAAAUGAGGGGAAUUAUUCAAGAGGCCGACAUUUCUCGUUAUCGCGCUGCCUUCGAUCGUCUGUCUCGUUUGUUCCUCUUUGAUUUAAGAUACUGUUAGAGAUCAUAUUAGCGAUACUUUUGCGAACGAAACACGUUAAUCUGCGUUAAACGUCCCUAUGGAGCUGUAGGAAAUUCCAGUAAGGGUCACUUAAUUCGCGGUGUAAUUAAGGACAAUAACGUCGGCUUUCGACGAGAGGAACCACGGAAACGUUCCGUCCACAUGGAGAUAACCUCGACUCCCGUCGACGUCUUUGUUUAAAGCUUCGUAUUAGUUCACUGCCACGCGUAGAUGUGUGAAUCGAACGAUCUUUCGUCAAUUUAACAAAAAAGAAAGACAGGACACAUUCAAACAAACAGCUCAAGUUUCUUUAUUUUAAUGUAAUUUUUAUUUUAAAAAUUGUGAAUCAUAGAAAAUUAAGAUCUUCUAUUAAAAAAAGGUUGAAAAAUUGAAACUAAAAUUUUGAAUAAUUCUGUUAAACACAAGAUUGUUCGAUUCAUGUCGAUGUAAAAGUUGCGACCCAGAGUCUUUUUCGAAGGAAUCUGCUUGCACGUAGGCAAUGCUAGCUAAAGAUAUUGAAACUAGUCCAAACGAAAUUCGUAUGCAGCGAUAAAUGGUAUAAUAUAACGAUACGAAUAAAUAUGUAGCCAGGUACAAGAGUUGAUGGUUGUACCAUUGUAUCGUUCGAGGCAUUUUAAGAGAAUAUUCAUACGUGCAGCGUUUCUCUUUCUGUGAUCGAGCGAAUCGCGAUCGGUACAAAUGCAAAGAGAUAACAACACUAUUUAUUUAUCAAACUAUUUAUAUUAGAACCAUACAUACGCAUGUUAUGUACAUAUAUAUACAUACUUAUAUACGUGAUAAUAAGCGUAUGCACAUGCGUGUGGUAUUACAAAGUAGAUUACAGUUAAAGAGCCCCGAAAUAGUCGAUUAAGGACAAUUUGAAGCCAACAGUAUAUCAAGGAUUUGUACAGAGAAACCAAAUUGGUAUUACAAUUGUAAUACCUUAUGCGAUCGAGCCAUAAACACUAUAAUUUUAUUUAAAGAAUCUAUCAAAUUAAUUCAUUAAGGAUCAACAUUGCGUUGAUACAACAUUCCAUUUGCAACUUUUUCCAGUCAAUUCACGUCAGUAUAUUCUAUUUCAAGAAAGUUUUAAAUAUUUGUUUCAUCUUUAUUUCUUCCUCUACUUAGAUUCUAAAGUUUUUAUAGUAUAAUAGUAACAUUUUUAAAUUAUGCACAUUUUUUAAAUUAUGUAAAUUUUGUAUGUAUUACAAAUUUUUUCUGUAAUUUGUAUAAUUAAUUCCUAUAUAUACCGAGAAUUAUUUUUUCUAAUCCGUAAAGUAUCUAUUAUCAGAAUAAUAUUGCGUUUUGCAAUUUUCACAUAUUAUUUCAUUACUUGAUCCUUAAUGAGUUAAAAAUAUCAUCAAACAAAUAGCCUGAUGAAUAUCUAAUAUAAUAAUGAGAACCAGCCGGAGAGUAUUUUUAAUGAAAUAUUAUUUUAAUGACUCGACACCUGCCUACGCGACGUCGCGUUUAAGUUACGUUUAUCAUAUUAUUGUUAUCACGAUGAUAACGCAAGGCUACUAGUCUAACAUCGUAAAGAACAAUAAUUUACGAAUUACUGUUUAUUACACGCUGCAGCAAAAGAAACAACACCGAAUAAACUGCCUAUAUUGUAAUAUUGUAACGUUGUUAAUACAGAAACAUGAUUUUAUCAA